Onthophagus taurus is the source of this 867-nucleotide messenger RNA. RefSeq names its product RAS oncogene family member RabX4. NCBI's taxonomy places the organism in Eukaryota, Metazoa, Arthropoda, Insecta, Coleoptera, Scarabaeidae. Gene Ontology annotation, molecular function: GTPase activity; GTP binding. The record is from RefSeq and is a predicted model, not a curated record.
ACGAAAUUUCCACAUCGUGAAAUAUGGCGUUAGAUUUCGCCUCCACGUACAAAGUACUCGUUUUAGGCGAUUCAAACGUUGGUAAAACCUGUAUCGUUCAUCGUUUCUGCGACGAGCGUUAUUACGACACUUACAUUUCAACAAUAGGCAUAGAUUUCAAACAAAAAAUAAUUAAUUUGGAUGGGGUUCCUAUUAAGUUACAAAUAUGGGAUACUGCUGGCCAAGAAAGAUUUCGUACAUUAACAACGGCUUAUUAUCGUGGGGCGAUGGGGAUUUUAUUGAUGUAUGAUGUGACUAAUUUAGAAUCAUUCAAUCACAUCACUUAUUGGCUACAAAAUAUCGAAGAAAACGCCUCCCCCCACGUUGUAACCGUUUUAGCGGGGAAUAAAUGCGAAUCUUCCGAUAGAGUCGUCGACUCGGAUAGUGGACAAAAGAUGGCUGAAAAUUUUGAAUUACCUUUCUUUGAAGUUUCUUGCAAAAACAACAUAAACAUCGAAGAUGCUUUUAUAACGCUAGCAAGGAAAAUACGGGAAUUACGCGAAAAUAAAGGCGAUCCUUUCCAAGAAUUACCACGAAACGAUUCAAAGCUUUUAAAACCAAAACCAGAUCAAAUACGCAAUUGUUCUUCAUGUUAGAUCGAAACAACUUAGUCAAAUUAACUAUUAUUAAUGUAUAUAUAAACAAUACUUUAUGCGGGCACGAAAUACGUCUCAAUGAUCACCAAUAAAAUAUAAAAACUUAAAACAAAAUACAGUAAAAUCUUGAUCUUGCAUUCUGCCUAUGGGGCUUUACACUGGGAAUUUCAUAUAACUCGCAAUAUAUAUAUAUACCAUAGUUACGAAAUUACUAUGCACUUGCACUGUCCCA